AUGGAGCUAGGGUUGAUGGUGGCUACUGAUUUCUUCUUCAAUUUCGUUUGGUUCUUGAUGAUUAAGAAAGGCAAGAUGAAAGAUCUUCCAUUUGUCAAGAAAAUGCAUCUACCUGUGUUUGCUUCGAAUAAACCUGAAUCUAUGAAUGAUGCGGAUUGAGAAUUUGAGCACCUACAAGGUGUUCUUGACCAGCAAUCUGAAAUGGGUGUAAAAUUCAAUGAAGAAAUUCAGGGACUAUGGCUUCUUAAUACUCUGCCAGACUCUUUUGAAAUUCUUCGAGUUUCUUUGACUAAUUCUACUCGUGGUGUUGUGACCAUGGAAUAUGCUAAAAGUAAUGACUUGAAUGAAGAGAUGAGAAGAAGAUCUCAAGGUUCAUCUUAUUCUACUCCACACUCCGAUGUUUUGGUUAUUGAAAAUAGUAGAAGCAAGUUUAGAGGUCAAAAUGACAGAUAUAAAAGUAGAGGAAAGUCAAAGUCUAGAUUCAAGAAUGUUACAUGUGACUAUUGCCAUAGGAAUGGGUAUAUCAAGAAAUAUUGUUUCAAGUACAAGAGAGAUAUGAAACAACAAAAGAAAGAAAACGAUAAUGAAAAUCGUGUUGCUGAUGUUGUUAACGAUGACCUUCUUGUUUCUUGUGAUGAAAAUGUCGUCAAUCUUGUUUGCGAUGAGUCUAGCUGGUUUGUGGAUUCUGGUGCUACUUCUCAUGUUGGAGUUCUUGGUAUUGAGACUGUUUGUUUGGAAAGUAAUAAUGGUUCUAAAUUAGUUCUCAAUAAUGUCAAGCAUGCUCUAGAUGUCCGCUUGAAUUUGAUUUCUGUUGGAUACCUUGAUGAUGAGGGUUAUGUUAAUACCCUUGGUGCUGGCUAGUGGAAGCUUAAUAGAGGUUCAAUAGUUGUAGCCCAUGGUGACAAGUUGUCUAACUUGUACAUUUUUCAGGACUCCACUCUCAGAGGCUCAGUAAAUGUGGUGGAGAAUGAUACUUCAUCAUCAUUAUGGCAUAGAAGAAUAAGUCAUAUGAGCGAGAAGGGGAUGGAUAAUUUCGCUAAGAAGAAUUUGCUUUAUGGAGUGAAACAAUCAAAGUUAAACAAGUGUGUUCAUUGUUUAGCCGGUAAACAGAAAAUAGUUUCUUUUAAGAGUCAUUUGCCUUCAAGAAAGUUUGAUUUGCUGGAGUUGGUACAUUCUGAUUUGUGUGGUCCUUUUAAGGUAAAAUCUCAUGGUAGUGCACUUUACUUUGUGACUUUUAUUGAUGAUCAUUCUUGUAAACUCUAGGUAUUCUCUUUGAAGUCCAAGGAUCAGGUACUUGAUGUGUUCAAGAAUUUUCAGGCCUUGGUUGAGAGACAGACAGGGAAGAAAUUGAAAUGCAUCCGUUUUGAUAAUGAUGGUGAGUAUAUUGGUCAUUUUGAUAGAUAUUCUAGAGAGCAGGGUGUUCGGCAUCAGAAAACUCCUCUGAAGACUCCUCAGCUAAAUUGUUUGGCGGAGAGGAUGAACAAAACUCUUGUUGAGAGGGUUAGAUGUAUGCUUUCAAAUGCUAAGCUGGUUCCAGAUUCUUUUUGGGCAUAAUCACUUAAUACUCCUGCCUAUGUUAUCAAUUUAUCUCCCACUGUUGCUUUGAAUGGUGAUGUUCUUGACAUAAUUUGGUCUGGUAAGAAUGUUUCUUAUGAUUAUCUUAAAGUUUUUGGGUGUAAAGCCUUUGUGCAUAUUCCUAAGGAUGAGAGAAGCCGUGAUAUUGUGUUCUUUGAAGACCAAACAAUUGAAGAUCUUGACAAAGUUGAGAAAGUUGAUUCUCAGAGCAGUGAGAGCCUAGUUGAUGUUGAUCCAGUUCCUUUGACUAUUCCACCAGGUGAGAAUCUUCAAGUUGAUAUUGAAGAUGAUGAUCAUAUUCAGAAUGACCAGUAUGUCAUUGAUGCUCCAGUGCAAAACGAUGUAGUUGGUGAGCAACCAACUAUUAUUGAUGCUCCCGAGAGUUCUCAAUGAUCUACUAGAGAAAAAAUACCUUCAUAUCGUUAUUCUCCCAAUGAAUUUGUACGCUUGACUGACGGGGGAGAACCAGAGAGUCUUGAUGAGGCCAUGGAAACUGAAGAAAAUGAAAUGUGGUUUGAUGCUAUGAAGGAUGAAAUGAAUCUAUAUGAUAAUGAUACGUUUGAUUUGGUUAUGUUACCUAAAGAUAGAAAAGCUUUGAAAAACAUGUGGGUUUUUAGGGUGAAACAUGAAGAUGGUAACUCGAUUCCACGGUACAAGACUAGAUUAGUUGUGAAGGGUUUUAGCCAGAAAAAGGAAAUUGAUUUUGAUGAGAUAUUCUCUCCAGUUAUGAAGAUGUCAUCCAUUCGUGUGGUUCUAGGCUUGGUUGCAAAUCUGGACUUGGAGGUUGAAUAGAUGGAUGUUAAAACUGCUUUUCUCCAUGGCGACUUGGAUGAAGAAAUUUACAUGGAGCAGCCGGAAGGCUUUGAAGUCAAGGGAAAAGAGAAUUAUGUUUGCAAGUUGAAGAAGAGCUUGUAUGAGUCAACAGGGCUUCAAGAAUUCAUGAAGUUUGGUUCUUUUAUGAGUCAACAGGGCUUCAAGAAGACUUCUUCAAACCAUUGUGUUUUUGUGCAAAAAAUGUUGCUUCUUACAAAUGAAUUGAACCAAGCUUUACAAAAGAAAGAUCAAGAUAUUGUUAAUACUAUGGGAUUGCUUAAUCUUUCAAAGAGAAGAUUACAAACAAUGAGAGAGAGUGGUUUGGAGUCUUUGAUGGAUGAGGUUUCUUCAUUUUGUGGUAAACAUGAUAUUUUGGUUCCCGAAAUGACUGAAGACUAUCCAAGAUCGAAGCGUAAGAAGUCCGAAAUUUCAUAUUUACAUCACUUUCGUGUGGAAGUGUUUUAUGCAGUUAUUGAUUUGCAACUUCAGGAGCUCAAUAAUCGUUUUGAUGUUAUGACUAAUGACUUACUCCUUGGCAUGGCUAGUUUGAAUCCGGUUGAUUCAUUUGCUAAUUUUAGUAAGAGCAGAAUAAUGAAGUUGACCGAAUAUUAUAAAAGUGAGUUUGGUGAUAAUGAACUUCGAGAUCCCAGUUAUCAGCUUGAUAGUUUCAUUGUCUAUGCUCGAGAGUGUGAUAGUAAGUUUCUCAACUUGAAGGGGAUUAAAGAUCUUGCUACGAUGAUGGCACAAACAAAAUUGGAUCAAACUUGGUCUCUUGUUUAUUUGCUUGUAAAGUUGGCUUUGAUUUUGCCUGUUGCUACGGUAAGUGUGGAAAGAGCAUUCUCCUCAAUGAAGCUCAUCAAAAAUGAUCAACGUAAUAGCAUUGGUGAAGAAUUUUUGAAUGGCUGUUUAGUUUGUAAGAUAGAGCGGAAGAUAUUUGAAAUGAUUAAAAAGUUGAAACAUGAGUUGAAUAAGUCUUUUGCUAUAAAAGACUUGGGACCAGCAAGACAGAUUCUUAGCAUGCAGAUUGUCCGUGAUAGAGAUGCUAAGAAAUUGUGGUUGUCACAAGAGAAGUACAUUCAGAAAGUACUUCGUAGAUAUAACAUGGACAAAGCUAAGGUUGUCAAUACACCUUUAGCUAUGCACUUCAAAUUGAGUACUACAUUUGAGAAGGAAGAUAUGAAGAAAGUUCCUUAUGCUUCAGUUGUUGGUAGUUUGAUGUAUGCAAUGGCGUGUACAAGACCAGAUGUUGCUCAUGUUGUUGGUAUUGUUAGUCGUUUUAUUUCUAAUCCGGGAAGAGAGCAUUGGAAUGCUGUAAAGUGGAUUAUGAGAUAUCUUUGUGGCACUUCUAGUCUGAGUUUGUGUUUUGGUACAUGGAAUCCUAUUCUUUGUGGUUAUACUGAUUCAGACAUGGCCGGUGAUGUUGAUUCUCGUAAGUCUAUUUCAGGCUACUUGAUUACUUUUACAGGGGGAGUUGUGUCUUGGCAAUCUAGGUUGCAAAAAUGUGUUGCUUUAUCUACUACAGAGGCUGAGCUUAUUGCAGCUGUUGAAGCUUGCAAAUAGUUGAUCUGAAUGAAGAGAUUUUUAAGGGAACUUGAUUGUGCUCAAGAGAGGCAUGUGAUUUAUUGCGACAGUCAAAGUGCUAUUCAUCUUGGCAAAAAUUCUACAUUUCAUGGUCGGUCUAAACACAUUGAUGUGAGGUAUCAUUGGAUUCGAGAUGUGUUGAAUUCUAAGUUGCUUGAACUUGAAAAGAUCCAUACCAAUGAUAAUGGUUUCGACAUGAUGACUAAAGCUUUGCCAAGAGAGAAGUUUGAAGAAUGUUGCAUGAUCGCCGGGAUGGCGAUUUCCUCCACAUAG
Molecule: messenger RNA, 4242 nt
Organism: Solanum tuberosum (potato)
Lineage: Eukaryota; Viridiplantae; Streptophyta; Magnoliopsida; Solanales; Solanaceae
Product: retrovirus-related Pol polyprotein from transposon TNT 1-94
Biological process (GO): DNA integration
Molecular function (GO): nucleic acid binding
Source: RefSeq, a predicted model, not a curated record